Pseudocercospora fijiensis CIRAD86 is the source of this 738-nucleotide messenger RNA. RefSeq lists its product as uncharacterized. Gene Ontology annotation, cellular component: nuclear body; RecQ family helicase-topoisomerase III complex. Gene Ontology annotation, biological process: double-strand break repair via homologous recombination; resolution of meiotic recombination intermediates. The transcript has a single exon. Bases 1 to 738 code for a protein of 245 amino acids. The record is from RefSeq and is a predicted model, not a curated record. NCBI's taxonomy places the organism in Eukaryota, Fungi, Ascomycota, Dothideomycetes, Mycosphaerellales, Mycosphaerellaceae.
AUGCCUCCCUCAACCGCCUCGGGCGACGUCAAUCAGCUUUUUCAGGCAAUACAAGCUCACCUCGCCUCCAAGCACAUCCCACCAACACAGCAAUGGCUCCAGAACUUCGUCCCGACCCUCCGCCUCACAACUCCUCUGAUGGCAAAUCAGAAGACAGCCGAAUACCGCCUUCUUCAAACCGAUAUCUGCAGCACGGUGCAGUCGACUCCGCACUCCACAUUCUCAGCUGGCAUAACAAGCCCUGAAGUCCAGGAGCAAAGAGUCCCUGGCCCCGUUCCUGUCCAAGUACUGGACGUCGAGGACAUUGGACGCAGCAGAUGGAGCCAGGUCGAGGCCAUUGAGAUGGAGGAGAGAGGGGAGACGAAGAGGGGUCACGAGGUCAUCAGAGUUGUGGCGGAAACUGAAGAUGAGAAUCAAGAGAACCAGACGACUACUGGCGCAAACACCCAAAGUGGACCGCAUAAAUUGCUAUUGCAGGAUUGCAAGGGAACGAAGGUCUACGCUUUUGAGCUCGAGAAUGUCAAGGGAAUCGGCAUCGACUUGGCUAUUGGGAGCAAGCUGGUCAUCAAGGACUUUGUGGUUUCUAGAGGCGUCGUCAUGCUUACGAACGCUGGCACUGAAGUCCUCGGUGGGAAGGUGGAGGCCUGGGACAAAAGAUGGAGGGAGGACAGGAAGAAAGUGCUCAAGGAGAAGGCUGGAUGGAGAGAGGGUAUGGGCAUUGAUACCAGCGUCACCUGA